This is a messenger RNA of Pygocentrus nattereri (red-bellied piranha), 4927 nucleotides long. RefSeq names its product vitellogenin 3, phosvitinless (gene vtg3). Gene Ontology annotation, molecular function: lipid carrier activity. The record is from RefSeq and is a predicted model, not a curated record. NCBI's taxonomy places the organism in Eukaryota, Metazoa, Chordata, Actinopteri, Characiformes, Serrasalmidae. The transcript has 26 exons. The coding region runs from base 1181 to 4927 and encodes 1248 amino acids. Gene Ontology annotation, biological process: lipid transport.
CUACCCAAAUUGCCCGUUCCACCUUAAGUGGGGCAGCAGUUACGUUCUGCCGUGUCAGGCAGAGUUAAAAGUUAAAAACACCUCUUUCACAAACACAUUAGGUAUGGAUUCUUCUGUCCUUCUGUUUUCUGUAUCUUUUCCUGCAUUUGAGUGGUGUUAAAAACUGGGAAAUGUCAAAUUGCACUUGAACAGUAUUUACAAGUGGGAAACUUGUAUAUGCGCACAGCCAGUGUUGCCAGAUUGUAGGUGGAAUUGACAAGAGAAAAGUGUCUUGGCGUGUGGACAAAAUUUGGGCUAGUUUGUUAAUAUUUUAAUGUUUAUUGAUUAUCUGCAUUUCUAAAUAAUCCAGCAUACAUCAGAAGAGGUUUAACUCCUCCCCACAUCCAGUCAGUUAAACCUUAUAUAUAUACAUUUUAGUCACUCAUGUUGAGAGGAGUUUGUACCGUUCACAGUCUACAACAGUGGUCACUGUACCUGGUUUAUUAUGGAUGUAGUGGAUGUGCAUUCACAUCCAAUACGACAUAGAUCGUAAAAAUCCAACAAAGCUUUCAAGCAAUUUCAUCUUUUACAAUCACAAUUCACAGUUUUUGAGGAAGCUCAGAUUAAGCUGCAUCGUUGAACGAACUGGGAUAAACAUGAGUUAGCAGAACUUUUGAGAGAACUGUGAGAUAACCAACAAAACUAUACAGAGAAUUACCUUGCAAUUUUAAGUUAACAUGAUUUAAAAUUGUUUAUAGAGUCAUUUUUAUGUCAGUUUUAGAUCUUUUAAUGUGAUUUUAGUCUGAAGGGCGAACGUCCACAGGGCUCAUUCUACUCGUGUGUUUAUUUUUCAGUGAAUACACUGUAUUGGCAGGACACACUGACAUUGCCCGUAGUCACAGUGGACCCACACCUUUGUCCUCUUCCCAUUUCCACGGGCUCAGCAUGUCAUGGACUUGGUGUGCAGCCAUCUUUUGCCUUGCAUUUUGGCUUUGGCUUCUUAAUAACUAUAAAUACUGUUCAAGUCACGCUUCUCCAGCCAAACCAUGAAUUCACUCUGAAGCUAUAAACAUCCUGCCAUGCAGCAGCACACUCCUGUGCAGGUGAAGCGAGACUGAAGGAGGUCUUUUGACCCUACUGCCUCUGACCAGAGGAGAUAAGGUGGACAGGAGAGGGAGGAUUGACCUCCAUAUAUAAGACGAUGCCCAAGCAUGUGAUUGCAUUGCUGCCACUCGCCAUGCACUGGCUCCUCUUCUGUCUCUUUGCAGCCUUGGCUGCAAGUGAGAGCAUCAAUUAUGAGCCCACCCUGAACCCCAAAAAAACAUAUGAGUAUGAAUAUGAAGGAGUGGUGAAAAUCGGGCGUGACAUGGCAGACCUGGCCGAGUCUGGGGUCAAACUGCAAUGUACUUUCAAAAUCACUGGAGUAUCAAUUCAGACCUUUCUCCUUCAGAUCUACAAUAUGGUAUUUGAGGAGUUCAAUGGAAUUCCAGGACAGAGCUCAUUUAAGGCCUCACCCAACCUCACCAAACGCUUAACGGACGAACUCAACAGACCCUUCACGUUUGAAUACUCAAAGGGACAAAUAGGUGAUAUUAAGACAGGAGGCGAAGUCUCCAACACCAUUGUGAACAUAGUGAGAGGCAUUGUGGGAUUUCUGCAUGUUACAGUCAAGACCACCCAAAGAGUUUAUGAGCUUAAUGAGUUGGGAAUUCAUGGUGUAUGUCACAGUGCUUAUGCUAUUGAGGAGAAUGCAGCUUCCAAAGAAUUGUAUGUGACUCAGAUCGUUGACAUUAAUGAUUGCCAUCCAAAAGCUGCUAUGUAUCAGGGAAUGGCGCUGGCUGAGGAAAACAAAAACUCUCAACAGAGGGGUAAGAAUGCUAUUGCCACAGUGAAGUAUGCAUAUACAGUGAAGUCUGUAGAAGGUGGUGGUCUGAUUACAAAAGCUUCUGCUCUGGAAAGGCACCACUUUACUCCAUUCAACGUGAAGGGGGGCAACUGUAACCUGCAGGCCACGCGGAAUAUUGUGCUGCUCAAAGAGACGGACACUGUUGGGAAACCUGUGACUGGUCAAGUGAAAAGCAGGGGAAAUCUGAUGUAUAAGAUGGAGAAGAGUGUAGCUCCAAUUCCAGUUGUGAUGAUAAAACUAAAUGAUCCCGUAUCCAAGAUUGCCGACCUAAUCAAACGCUUGGCCCAAGAUAACAUCUACCAACUGAACAGCACCUCGAGUUCUGAUGUCCUUGCCCUUAUUCAACUCCUCCGAGCAUCAACAAAUGACGAUCUGGAGUCGUUGUGGAAGCAGCUAUCAGGAAAUAAUGAGCACAGGAGGUGGUUCUUGGACACAGUUGUUGAGGUGACAGAUGACAGGGUGCUCAAGUUUCUAGCAAACAGGUUCAAAGCUGGAGAUAUCUCUGCAAAUGAAGCUGGACAGGCACUUUUGGUGGCAUUUAACCAUCUAACAGCUGAGGUUGAACUAGUGGAGUCGGCAAAGGAAUUCUUGACCAUCCCCUUCAGUAAGUCCCAUCCUCUGCUUUGGAACACUGUGGUCUUAUCAUAUGGUUCUCUGGUGUACAGAGCAUGUGCUCGUGAGACCCCCUGUCCAGUCAACACAGUGCAGCCACUGCUUGAUAUGGCAAAUAACGGACUCGCUAAGAAGGACGAUAAAGAUAUGGUUCUUGCUCUGAAGGCUUUGGGAAACGCAGGCCACCCUUUAAGCAUUAAGACCAUAAUGAAGUUCCUUCCUGGUUUCUCUGUAAAGGCUGACAGCCUCUCCACCUGGGUUCAAACCGUGGCUGUGCAGUCUCUCCGACACCUCGCCAGCAGAGACCCUCUCUCAGUGCAGGACAUUACCCUAACCAUGUUUGCAGAUAGGACUCUUCCUACUGAAAUCAGAAUGCUAGCUUCUAUGAUCCUGCUGGAGACGAAGCCUUCCGUAGCUCUGAUCUCAGCUGUGGUGGAGCUGCUCCUGCAGGAGAUGGACCUCCAGGUGGCCAGCUUCACUUACUCUAAUCUCAGGGCCAUCUCACGCUCCCGCACGCCCGACAACCAGCACCUGUCCACUGCAUGCAAUAUUGCAGUGAAAGUACUUGCUGCGAAAUUUGGACACUUAAGUUACCGAUACAGCAAGGCUCUUCACUUGGAUUGGUUUCGUGAUGAGCUUUUGACCGGCAUGUCGAGAGAGUUUUAUGUACUGAGAAAUGGUACAAGUGCAAUACCCACAGAAAUCAUUUCAAAAGGAAAACUUUACUUCAUCGGAAGAAUACUUCAGCUUACCGAGCUUGGUGUUCGUGCAGAAGGCCUGAAAGAGCUGCUAACUGGCAGGUCUGAGAUCUCCGAGGAUUUUGGAGCCAUUGACUUUGCAACAAUCAUGAAAAUACUCUCAGAUUGGCAGUCUUUUCCCAAAAAUAAACCUCUCUUAUCUGUAUAUGCGAGGGUCUUUGGGCAAGAGGUCUCCUUUCUAGAUUUGGAUCUCGAUGUGGUUCAACAGAUUCUAAAGUCUGUGACUCUCACCUCAAGUAAAGAAAACAAAAUCUGGAACAUUAUUCAGCAUCUACAAAAUGGGGUAUCAUGGCACUGGACAAAGCCAUAUCUUAUACUGGAAACCCGAUUUAUUCAGCCAACGUGCCUUGGUCUGCCGGUCGAAAUCAGCAAAUAUUUAUCUGCACUGACUGCCAUUACUGUAAAUGCAAAAACGGUUAUUAAACCAACUCCAAAAGAGAACCUACGUGAACUGUUCAAUGCAGAUAUAUCCCUGCAAACUGAUGGAUUUUUCGGAGUGGCAAAGGAUUUUUUUGUUUUCCAUGGGAUCAAUACAGAGCUCUUUCAGAGCGGCGCCCAGCUGAACAGCAAGACGGUCAUGGCUUUGCCUUGGAAAACUGACUUGAAAUUGAAUGCCAAGGAAAAUAAUUAUGAGCUCAACUUCACCCCAUGCAAAAACACUAUGGAGCUCUUGUCAGUCAAUUCUGAUGUUUACGCUGUGUCAAGACAUAUUGAAGAUCCAAUGUCAGCCAAAAUGACUCCCAUGAUGCCAGAUGUUGGAGAUUUGGAACAAAGUUUCACAGCAAACAGGAGAGAAACAGACACAAUCAGAAAUGAUCAGGAUGAAGGUUCAGAGAUAUAUCACCCAAAACUGAAGUACUGUGCUCAAGCAAGCACUUACGGAACUGCAUUCUGCACUAAAGUGGAAGCUAAACGAGUCCAUUACCUUAAAGAAUAUCCUCUAUAUUACUUCUUAGGAUACACUCACUUCUCAUGUCAACUUGAGCCAGUCAGGUCGGUUAACCCUGUGGAAAAGAUUAAAAUCCAGAUCAGUAUUGGCCCUCAAAACCACAAAUCAGAGCUCAGUCAAAUGACGGUCACUCAACUGAUUCAGGGCACAGAUACUGCUCCUGAGCCUGUGAUCUCAGUGAGAGUGUUGGCCAUCAGUCCUAAUGUAAAGGAGGUGGGCUAUGAGGCUGCUGCCUAUUACACUCCAGCCAAACAAAGAGACGAUAUAGAACUGAUUGUUUCUGAGGUGGCUGAAGAGGUGAACUGGAAAAUUUGUGCUGACCUCAGUGUUCAAAAAAUCCAGGCAGAAGCAAAGGCCCAUUUCAAAUGGGGUGCUGAGUGUCAGACAUAUGAAGUGGCACUGAAGGUUUCUACUGCAGGCAUAACUGGACCGAAGCCCUUUGUAAAUGCAGAAAUUAACUGGGGAGAUGUGCCUUCAUUCAUGCAACUGUUGGGAAAAAGGGUUAAGGAAUACUUACCAGGUAUGUCCUACGUCAUGGGCUUCUAUCAGAAACAUGAGGAAAAUACUGAACAUGAAGUUUCAGCCAUGCUUGUGGCCUCGACUCAUGAGGGGUUUGAUGUCAAAGUCAAAAUUCCAGAGCUAACUGUGUAUCAGCAGGAAAUCCCCUCUCCGUUCGAAAUUGUGGGUGUUGAAAGUGAUAACAGCAACAUUUAUCAUAUGUAG